CCCAGAUGUCCCGCACACCAUGGCAGGCAGGCCACAGACAGACAGCCUCAUCAAUCAAUCACGAAGCGUCGACACGGCGGACUCUCGUCACCGAGGCCUCCAUCGCGGCACACUUGAUCCUUCCCACACACACCAUACACAACACACUCAGUUCGGUUCAUCCAUCUAUCCAAUUUGCACUCACUUGUAGGUGACUUCGAAUGCGUCGAUGACUGUGCAGUAACUCUCAGAGUCGAUCUGUAGAAAAGGCACGCCAGACGGGGGAGGCACCGUGCAUGUCAAGAAUGCAUGACCAAAAGUGCAUGCGGCUGACCGUUUCCCUCUGCUGCAUGGCGUUCCGAGGGUCAUUGCCCAACGACUCGAUGACCGUCGACACGAACUCAUCGACACUUGAGAAGUAGAUAAACGGCGCACGGCCACCUGACGCACACACAUACAUACACACAGAUGAGCACACCUGUGUGUGUGUGUGUGUGUGUGUGCGCGUGUGUGCAGUCCUCUCUCUCUCUCCCUUCGUGUCAAUCUGACCUAGUGUCGAUGUGGGUUGCGCCAUGAAGGCGCCCUCCACUCGCUGGCGGAUGGCCUCGAGCGGCUCACUUUCAUCAUCGAGUGUGUGGUCUCGUGCCGCACCGGCACAGGCCGCCACAGCCCACCACAGCUGACGCAGCGCAUCGGUUGUGAAGGACACCUAACCAAUGGACAGAAUAGAUGGCAUUGAGUAUUUAUUGGUCUGGCGUUUGCAGUGGUUGUCUUGGUCACCUUAAGGUGUGCGUGCGAUUGCAUGGGCGUCAUGAGCCACUGUGGACAGCCGACGGAUACGCCGGGCAGGGCGUCGAGCGGAUGAUACGGCUGCAAUGGGUGUCAACACACAAACAUGGCACGGCACACGUGUGUGUGAGUGCAUGUGUUUGUCUGUGAGUGUGAGACCUUGAUGUCGAUGACGGGCGUCUUGUCGACUAAGUCAAUGCCGCUCACAUACACACACCGACCCUACACAGUCACACACACACAACACGCAAAAACACUUGGUGCAGCCAUGCCUGGCCUUCUGUUGCGUACCGCCACUCGCUCAAUCUUAGCGGCAGACAAACCGAUGGGCGACGGCCUGGCACAAUCACACACACACACACACACAGACGCACACACAAAUGCAGAGAGAUCGACCGACACAUGAGGUCUAUCUGCCUGCCUGCGUGCCUGCCUGUGCGGCGAUCUCGUGGCGAAGACGCCCACUUUGGUGCCGAGCAGCUUUGGCGGCCGCACCUUUGGCUUCAUGACGGCAUUGCCGUCGGCAUCAAGGGCCAUGUGGAAGAGGAAAAUGAUCCACAGGUGGGAGAAGCUGUCGAGGCCAUCCAAAUACGCCUGACGGCAAAGUGGACCACAGAUGGAUGGAUGAGUCUAUCCUCGGCGUGUGUGUGCAUGUGUUGACCUCAGUGUAUUGUUGGUCGAAUACGAUGACCCCGUGAGACGCCGGACAGAGGAUGCCCUGCCGAGGCGCGCCGUACUUCUCGCCGUAACAACUCCGACACACACCUAUCACCUGCACACAUGGCACACACACACAUCACACAAUCACGCAUCCAUCUGCUGUUGGUCUCUCCGGUCACCUUCAGGUUGACUGUGUGUGCGUCGUUCUCACUCCAGCACCUUGACGAUGAGGGCGCUUCCACCACUGCAGUGUCAUCGCCACCAUGUGCCUCCUGCCCCCUGUCGUCACCGGUCGGCGCCUCUUGCAGGCCUGCCGGCAGCGAGAAGUUGAUGUGGCCCUUCGGACGUGCAUCGGCCGUGAUAUGGCAGCCACCGUACUCGAGAUGCCACUCAUUCAAUCGCUCAGCCACGGCCUGAAGGCGUGCAGACAGCCAAGACGAUCAAUGACGUGUAUGCCGUUUGAAAUGGGUUCCGUUGCUGCUUCCUCUCCUCUCACCUUGGCCCAUGACUCAGCGUCAAUGUCCGUGUCAACGCCAUCAAUAGUGGAUGACGGCUCCUGGUCACUCUCAAGAUCGCCGUCAUCAUCACACUGCUGCUGCUGUUGUCUGACAGCUCGGCGUCGUAAUAUGCACGACCUGGCUGCCUGAAGAACAACAUCAUCACAAGACGCACACAUGGAAGUUGUUCUGCUGUGACGGCAUCCCUCUCUCUGCUGAUGAAUGACCUGAGCUAUGGCGCCGGUGCAGAGGCUGCCAUACCGGGGCUGCGAAGUGAAGGAAGAUCCACACAGAGAUCUGUUCAUCAUCUGUGUGAAUGCCAUUUGUGUGUGAGUGCUCGUGCCUACGUUCUUGGGCGGAGCGAUGAUGAAAGUCGGCAGCUCGGCAUCCGCCGGAAUGGUCGCACCCGGUCC
Messenger RNA from Vitrella brassicaformis, 2338 nucleotides. Lineage: Eukaryota; Vitrellaceae. The record is from the annotation of a GenBank genome assembly.